Molecule: messenger RNA, 2525 nt
Organism: Spirodela intermedia
Lineage: Eukaryota; Viridiplantae; Streptophyta; Magnoliopsida; Alismatales; Araceae
Source: the annotation of a GenBank genome assembly
AUGAGUCGGUCAGGUCAGCCACCGGAUCUGAAGAAGUAAGGGUUUUUCUCUGUAGUUCCGAUUUUCUUCUCUUUCUCGUCGUUGUUAUUCUAAGCAUUUUGGUUUUUUUUUUUUUCGGUUGGCCAUGGAAACAGGUACAUGGACAAGAAGCUCCAGAGUAUGUCUACUCUCCCUUGUGAUAGCAGAGUGUGUCUGAGUUUGUACGAAAUUUGGGAAUCUUAUGACUAUGUCCGCUUUAGGUUAUUGAAUGUAGAAACCUCUGCCGACGAAAAUUUUGUCGACAUUCGUAUCAUGCGUACAUCUCGUUUUGGAUCAUUUCAAGAUGUUUAAUUUUUUUUCUCUUUGCCUUUUCAAUUUGUCGCCGGUUAGGAAAGCGCUGCGUUAGGAACCUAGUUUACAUGAAGUAGAAAAAAUCAAACUGUAGAUUUAUUUUUUCUGUAAUAUUUUUCUCUUGUAUGCUAAAUGCGCUCUGAGACACCGUUUUCGGUGCUAUUUUAUCACUAUUUAAUCUCACAUAACGUUUUUAAUGUGCCGUCAUUCAAGAAGACAUUAGACGGAUAAUCUUUUGUCAUCAUUUAAAAGUUUGGGUUUUUUUGUCGAUUGUUGUAGAUUCUAUCGAAUGUCAACCAAGAGAUUUUUUUCUUGCUCAUUCUUAGUUGGGUUAUUGAUUCAGUAUGAUAUGGCGUGCAAACUAUUCUACUAAGCUGUCUAUCCAGAAACCAUUCAGCGAAUUUCAUUUAUUUUUUCUUCAGAGAAUUCAGAUUAUGCAUCAAUUUUUAAUGCAUCACGGCUUAUAGUUUGUAUACUAGGCUGAAAAAAGAAGGAUAUAUUAGAAAAAAAUAGCUGCCCUUUUUUGGUACAUUUAUCUUAGGGGCUCAUUGGGAGACCUGAUAUGAGCCUGAGAUAUCUUGUUUAUACAUUUGACGUUACAUUUAUGAGUUGAAUGUUAAAUCCUAAAAGAAGAAUAUUUGUUGGAUUUUGAGCCUGGAAUUGCUUAGAUCAUUUGGGUAAAUAUUUAUUUAAUAUUUUAUAACAUCCAAAAAAUUUCGGUAAAUCUUUUAUUCUUAUGUUGGAUUUUUUUCUCGAUCAUUGUUGUUUUUCAAAAGUAUUGUGAGCUUUUUCCAUUAAUGAGGUCCCAUUGUGCUUGCAUAGACGUGAUCAGGCCUAUAUGUUUUUAACUUUUCUUGUGGUAAUUUUUGCUUCAUUCAUCAUGUAGACUACUUGUUAUUCAAUCAACUAUGGUCCUGUUAUCAUCUCCUCGAUAAAAAGAAAACUCGUAGUUGUCCUUGAGAUAUUUAUACAAAGGGUCCAAUUUCUGUGAUGUUAAGUUAGGGAAUUCUCUAUCAUCUUCCUAUCAUGGUGGACCACGAAACCUACUUGAAAUCGACACAUUCCUUUAAACCAACUUGAUUUGGCCUUCUGUCAUACCCACUAUAUUGAAGGCCCACAGUUUUAUGUUGUAUUUUCUUUAUUAGAUGCGUAACAUGCUUUUCUAGCUAACCCUGAGUAUCAGGUCCGAACAAAAGGUCCUGUUCCAAGCAAGGGAGGGACAGAGGGUGUUUUCAUUUUUUUUUACUAAAUACCCUUUAAGAGAGUUUAUUGCCUAAGUAUGCAUAUAUGGCUUUGUGUCUUAGAUUCUGGUAAAAGGUCGAUGACAGGGAGGCUUCAUGGGUUACAGCAGUGGCUUUGUGAUUUAAUUACCGUCUAUGUUGCAUCUUCAUUAAAAUAUUUUUCAUACUUAACCAUCAUUUAUGUAUUUUAUUCAACAAGCCUUCUAUCGUUUCAAAAUGCAUAUCUAUCGGCCUAUCUGCAUGCAAAACUCUCAAUCCUGAUUUCUCAAUGGGACAUGAUGAAGUUUUUUAUGGAUCAAAGUGUCCAAAAAUAUAUUUAGCUGAAAGUAUGUAUGCCUCAAAUUUGUUUUGAGAGGGAAGUUAGUGGUUCACAAUGGAUCCAAUGACACUGUGCCAUCUGGAAAAAUUGAUUGAAGACCGGAUGUCUGUGCUAUUUAGAAACAUACACAAAUUUGCUUUAUUUUGUCAGCUCAAUAGGAAAGUCCAUUCUCCAGUGUGCAGGCUCAUGUUUCUUUAUCUUGAGUGUAUUAGGGUUUUCCUCAAUUUCAUGUCGUAUUAACUGUGAACUUGAGUAUUCUCAUUUGCUUUAUUGCCUAGGAUAUUGCUGAUUUAUCAAAACAUGUGCUGUGAUUCUGCAGUUAAGCUGAAUGCGAAUCGGGCUGUCGUGGGCACUCUCCGUGGGUUUGACCAGUUCAUGAAUCUGGUGCUUGAUAACACCCUUGAGUUGAAUGGAAAUGAGAGGAAUGACAUAGGGAUGGUGGUAAGCUUCCCAGACCCAUUUUCCCCAUCCCACUUUAUUUAUCUCUCUCUCUCUCUCUCUCUCUCUCUCUCUCUCUCUCCCUUCUUCGCGGUCUUGCCAUAUUGACCCUGGCGAUGCAUUUGCCUUGGCAGGUUAUCAGGGGCAACAGUGUGGUGAUGAUUGAAGCCCUUGAGCCAGUGAGCAGAGCUCAGUAG